Messenger RNA from Pseudopipra pipra, 1699 nucleotides. RefSeq lists its product as uncharacterized. Gene Ontology annotation, cellular component: plasma membrane. The record is from RefSeq and is a predicted model, not a curated record. Gene Ontology annotation, biological process: adenylate cyclase-activating G protein-coupled receptor signaling pathway. Gene Ontology annotation, molecular function: G protein-coupled receptor activity. The coding region runs from base 55 to 1095 and encodes 346 amino acids. Lineage: Eukaryota; Metazoa; Chordata; Aves; Passeriformes; Pipridae. The transcript is spliced from 9 exons.
UAAGCCCGAGGCAAAGCCGGGCCGGCCCUGGGAUAAAGCCGCGGGAGGUGCGGGAUGUCCAGCGCUCGCUCCAGGCCCCCGGGAGCAGCCGGUGCCAGCCCGCGGGGGGCCGUGGGAGCUCGGGGGGGCUCUGCCAUCCGAGCUAACGCCGUGCCCCCUCCCCAGCUGCGGCCCCUGGCCCUGCUGGCCCUGGCGGAUUUCCUGGGCGCCGCUGCCCUGCUGGGCACGGCCACGCUGCAGCUGCUGCCGGCCCCGCUCUCCGUGCCCGCCUACGCCGCCUGUCCCUACGGGCGGAUGCUGGUCACGACCUUCUACUCGGUCUCGUUCCUCAUGGUCGUUGUCUACGCCUACGAGUCCUAUCGCACCGUCCUUGGCGGCAGAGCCCGGCCCGCGGCAGCGCUGCAGGAGCGGAGCCGGUGCCUGGAGAGCGCGUGGCAGGGAAUUCCCUACAUCCUGGCCUGGCUGGUGCCGGCGCUGACGCUCCUGGGGCAGCUCCUCGCCCGCGGCACCCCCGGCACCGACAUCGCGCCCGUGGUGCCCUGGAAAGGGAACGGCUCCCACGGCACCUUCGGGCUGUACUGCUCCAGCUGCCUGCUGCUCAUCCGCCCUGCCCAGGACAUUUGCUGCCAGUACCUCGGUGAGAACGACGCGGGGCUGGCGGGGAAAAUCAUCUUCCUCCUGUACCUGCUGCUGGUGCUCGGCUGCUGCACGCUCCUGUACCGCCGGGUGAGGCUCCGCUGCCGCGGGACGGUCGCGGUGCCUUUGCUGCCCCUGGAGAGGGACGCGGGCUCUGGGGGCGGGAGCGGCCGCAGCGUCAGCAAAGCCUCCCGCUGCUUCCAGCUGGUUUUCCUGCUCUGCUGGACACCAGCCUUCCUCCUCACCCUCCUCUCCUUCACCAGCAUCAAACCCGCCUCGGUCCUUGUCCUCUACGGUGCUGCAGCCCUGAGCGUGUCCCUGCAGGGCUUCCUGCACAGUUUGGUCUAUGGCUGGAUGAGGGAGAACUUCCGUCGGGAGGUGCUGGGCAGGAGCCCCCCCCUGCAGCCCCCCCGGGGCCUCCAGGCUUUCUAUGACGAGUCCCUGGGGGCUGUUCCCUGAGCUCCCACCUCGGAUCCCUGGGGGCUGUUCCCUGAGCUCCCACCUGGAAUCCCUGGGGGCUGUUCCCUGAGCUCCCACCUCGGAUCCCUGGGGGCUGUUCCCUGAGCUCCCACCUCGGAUCCCUGGGGGCUGUUCCCUGAGCUCCCACCUCGGAUCCCUGGGGGCUGUUCCCUGAGCUCCCACCUCGGAUCCCUGGGGGCUGUUCCCUGAGCUCCCACCUCGGAUCCCUGGGGGCUGUUCCCUGAGCUCCCACCUCGGAUCCCUGGGGGCUGUUCCCUGAGCUCCCACCUGGAAUCCCUGGGGGCUGUUCCCUGAGCUCCCACCUCGGAUCCCUGGGGGCUGUUCCCUGAGCUCCCCCCGGAGCCAAGGCAGGAUCUGCACGUCGCUGGCUGCUCAUGGAAUCAUGGAGAGGUUUGGGUUGGAAGAGACCUUAAAGCCCAUCCAGUGCCACCCCUGCCACGGGCAGGGACACUUCCCACAGCUCCCUGUCCGGGCAGGAUCUCCCCACCGGACUUGGCCCCUCGUGCCUGGAAAGGUUUGAGGGCACAGGAGGUGCUGGGCAGGUUCCAACAGGGAAAUGAAUGUCCUGUUUGUUCCUGUUAAA